AUGGCCUUCUUUUGCCCUUCCCAGUUGGCACUUAAAAAGAAAGGUAACCCUCAUGAACUUUUUUAAAGUUCCAUCAGGCCAUUUCUUUUCCAUAUACUUUGCAUAAAAGAAAUCAUUAGCAUUUUUAUUUCUUGAAGUUCACAUUGCGCCGUUAUUGUAGCUUAAUUAAUCGCGCUGUUUCAUUUUAUCGAAGUUAUUUCACGCUUAUUUUCUUUGCUUAGUGUUGCAGAACAAGAAACCUUAUCCCCCGGACGUUUAUCGCCCUUCGACUAGUUUAGAACAACAUGAAACACUGCCGCUCGAAAUUACAAAAUCUGCUUUGAAAAACGGCGCAGUUAUAAAACACAAGCAAGGGAAGCGGAGUGUCAGAAUAAACGAGUUUGGAUUCAAGCAUGAAACACUAACUGAGCGUAAAAUUCGAGGGGCAAAUCUAGCCAAACCUGCAAACAUCAGAGUGAAGAUAUUGCAAAGUUACGAGCCGGUUGACAAGGAAGAACUGAAAGUCCGCAAGGGAAAUUACGUUAAAGUUCUUUACCAGCAAAAUGAUUGGGUCUAUGUCGUGGAUUCUUCAGGAAAAGAAGGAUUUAUACCGUAUUGUUAUUGCUCCACAACCAAUACAUCUACAGACUCCAAAUCAAGCACUUCGGGUUACGAAGACAGCUUCGAAGAUAGCGAAGAUGGAGCCGGGGAAAGACCGAUCUUUUGCGAACCUCAGUUUACGACGAAUAAACACAAUUCUAAGUUGAUGACUUACUUUCCAAAACGAGCUUAUGGGCCGCAAUUAACUGUAUUAUAUGAUUACACAGCGUAUUAUGAAAACGAUAUCAGUGUUUGUCGCGGUGAACUUGUUAUGCUGCUAAAUGAUCAAGAUGAAGAUUGGAUUUGGGUCGCUACAGAGGACGGCGAGGAGGGUUUUGUACCAAGAAGUUUUGUUGUCUUACAUGUAUGCGAAGGUAAAUAACAAUGAAUAGUUUCCUUUUCACUCUGAUGUACUUUUAAGUGUAUAGCUAUGGUUUCUUAGGCUAACCCGAACAUAUCUUUUUUAGCCCCUUCACAAAUAUACAGAAUGGAGAUUGAAGGUAACGGAAUUGAAUUUUCCGGUGAAAUCCGUGGCACUGCGACAUUUCGAGUCGAUUUCGAGACAUUAUAAUGAGCUAUCAGUGUCAGAAUUUAAGUUAACGUUUUUCUUUGAACACGUUGUUUGACUACGAGGAAGUGACUAAUAGAACUAGUGGGCUCAAUAUGCGGGCUUCAUAAACCAGCCGCAAACUAUGAUAUGUUUAUAUCACUAGAUCGAUUCAUUCUCAGGAGUUUCCAGCCACUGAGAAGGCGAUAAUAACGUAUACUCAGUGACCAAAACAUAGCUUUAAAUGAUCAGAAAGAAAUGUAAUGUUAUUGUCUUUUCUACUCAGUAUUACUAAAUUACAGCCCUGCCCAAAGAAUCAGUUUACACUGAAUUUUAUUUAGGUUUUUUCCGGGUUGAAAAUAAAUCUACAAAGACAAAUAUAGCUUUUUAAUGACUAAAAUCACCAAAAUUACCAAUAAGGAAAUACCAAAUAGUUUGAUUAGUUUGAUCUAUAUUUUCGGGAACUUUCACUCUGCGCUCUACUUUGUGGCCCUCAGCUUUCGGCUUGUCAAGCAUUUGCGAUCGGUGCAACUUUCUAAAACUUCUUUCAUGUUUUAAAAGUAUAUUAUUGACCACUAAAAUGCUGAUGUAGUUUCAUUUUUAGUCUUCAGUAAUCUUCUUAGGCUUCGAAUAGCUGGAGAUUCAUUUUUAUCUGUUUUAUUUAUUUGAGUUAAAGAUGUGACAUUUCUCGAACCAAGAGCUAUACACUAAGAGUUCAUUCUGCACCUUCCAAUGAAGUACUUACACGACGGUUAUACUGGAUCACCUUCUCUUCGUGCAUAAGGAGCAAACAAAGCUAUAUCAGUUUAUUUUUUAUUAACAACGUGGUGAUCGAGCCCCUACGUGAUAAAGCGAGACUUGUUAUUUUAGCACUAAAAAUUCAGUCAUAACUGUUGUUGAAAGUCCCUCGGAUUGUUUUCCUAUGGAUAACCUCGACCCUAGCCUAUGUUUUUACCGUCAAAAUCUUUUCAAGAGUUUCUCUCCUCAAGUCAAAUCUUGUGUUUGAUGCACAUGAACGAUCUUGAUAAACGGUUCUCUGAUUAACGGUAAAACAAGCGUUUGAAAACUGAAGGAAAAUGAAAACAUGUAAUGGACCUUGGUCCUUAUUUUGCAAUUGUUUACUUAAGGGUGAAUCAUAUUUUUAUUUGUAAUUGUUUUGCAGUUUAAAAGGUAAUUAAUGUACCAUAUGAAUGGCAUUUUCCCUAGAAACUUGUCCUCUUUGAAUUAAAGAGAAAUAUAUAAAAGAAGAAGAGUUCAGGUCGCAGCAGCUUAUUGUCAAGUUGCGAUUUUUUUAUCACAUUCAAACUAGUCUUUAUUCUUUUUCCCAGGUUGCCUGCAGCGUUUAUCCCUUUCAAACUCAGUACGCUCGCAGGACUUUAACUCACCUGACGUCACACCAACAAGCUCUUCUUCAACUGGCACCAAAUCAAGGUCAUCGUACACAGAUGUGACGUCAUCAGCAGCUUCAAGUGAAAAGACUUACGACCUGAAAGGAACUAAGUUGAUAGUACUUUUCAACUUCGAAGGGCAAGCGUUUGACGAUCUGUCUGUCCAUCCGGGGGAAUAUGUUUUCGCGAACCUUAAGGACCAAAUUGUGCCUGGAAUGAUCUGGGCUUAUUCUCCACACAGAAGGAAAUCUGGCUUUAUUCCUGAAGAUCAUGUUAAAGAACCGAUUGUGACAGAUAUAUGAAGAAUCUAUUUCUCCGCAAGUCUACAGAACAGUUCAAGCCACUGAAUGCCAGAGGUUAUCUUUUUAUGGUUCUUUAAGACAUGCUUUGGGGGCUUUCCUUGUCUUGGUAAAGGUCUGGACAAGGGGACGCAUUGCAAUAUUGUCGCAAUUGAUUAGACUGACUCUAGCCUGUUUGCAACUGACCUCCAAUUGAAUUUUGUACGCAAUAUUUCGGCAGAACAAUCUUGUUCUACCUCUACAAUUAUAUACAGUGCAGAGACUUUCAUCUGUACCUUUUAAGACUUCAUUCUUCAUCCUGCCAAUUUUCACACUCAAAUUUGGCCGCUAGCACGUCUGGUAACGCUCAGUGUUGCAACCCUUUGUAACCUUUCAGCAACUUACGUUUAAGGUUCCAAUAAUCGUGUCAAGCGAAGCUAGCAUGUUGUCUGCAUUGAACAUUGUACGCAGUGCUACUUCUUGUGCCCGGACGCACCAACAAAUGAUGCAAUUAACAACCCUCUAUAAACAUCUGUCGCACUUUUAGAGGGGAAACACCAUUGAAGGCUACAAGAAAAAAUAACUUGCGUUAAAUUAAGCUUGCAAGGUAAUUUUUAGUGUAUACCGGGUUUAACGCGUCAGAGAAGUGACUGAACAAGAAAAGAUAAAAAUUGAAUCAACUAAGGGUGGAGAAAAGAAAGAAGAAAUAAUUCUUUUAUUUUCCUCCCUCUUCUCGCCUCUUACUGAACAUGUCGCGGCCUCCCACCUUUCUCUUCUUCUCCAGAGUAGCUACAGGUGAGAAGAGAGCACAGAUGUAGGCACGUUGCAAGCUUAUGGGUGAGUGGGUUAGACGCUUACUUUGUAUCACGAUCUGUUCGGAAUGGUAGGGGGGAUUUCCAUUUAAAGGAACUAGAAAAUCCCGAGCUUUUAUAACUAAUUUCGAGAAGAGGAAGGUCUUCGUCCAAGAUUUUACUCUAUCAGGAAGGUUACUUCGUCAAAAUCAAUGGAUACAUUUGAUUCAGCACAAUUCUCACCACACCAAACUUCUGUGCCAACUAAAAGCGAAGACCUUUUUCCAAGUUUUCUUUGUACUAAAUUUUUAUCUAGCUUUGUCAGAAGAUAUAUUUAUGGUCCGA
Molecule: messenger RNA, 3928 nt
Organism: Porites lobata
Lineage: Eukaryota; Metazoa; Cnidaria; Anthozoa; Scleractinia; Poritidae
Source: the annotation of a GenBank genome assembly